Molecule: messenger RNA, 2291 nt
Organism: Humulus lupulus (European hop)
Lineage: Eukaryota; Viridiplantae; Streptophyta; Magnoliopsida; Rosales; Cannabaceae
Product: auxin efflux carrier component 6
Exons: 7
Coding region: 69-1787 (572 amino acids)
Biological process (GO): auxin export across the plasma membrane; auxin polar transport
Cellular component (GO): endoplasmic reticulum; plasma membrane
Molecular function (GO): auxin efflux transmembrane transporter activity
Source: RefSeq, a predicted model, not a curated record
CCAUUGACUCUCUUCCAUAAUCACCAACUCCUCUAGGUGUUCGAUAAAAAGUCUCAAAGAAAAAAAAAAUGAUAACAGAAGAUGAUUUCUACAAGGUCAUGUGCGCGAUGGUGCCUCUAUACUUCGCGAUGCUGGUGGCGUACGGCUCGGUGAAGUGGUGUAAGAUAUUCUCGCCGGAGCAGUGUUCGGGGAUCAACCGGUUCGUGGCGGUGUUCGCCGUUCCGGUGUUGUCGUUUCAUUUCAUCUCCCUAAACGACCCUUACCAGAUGGACACCAAGUUCAUCUUGGCCGACACUCUCUCCAAGGUUUUCGUUGUCGUUUUGCUCUUGGUUUGGGUCGUUUAUAGAAAAGGCUCAGGUCGUGGUGGUGGUUUGGAUUGGUUGAUUACCAUCUUCUCCAUUGCUACUUUGCCUAAUACUCUGGUCAUGGGCAUUCCUUUGCUCAAGGCCAUGUAUGGCGAUUUCACUCAGAGUCUCAUGGUUCAAGUCGUCGUCCUUCAAUGCAUCAUUUGGUACACACUGUUGCUCUUCCUAUUCGAAUACAGAGCCGCCACGUUACUAAUCCGAGAGCAGUUUCCGGGCUCGGCCGCCGCAGCCAUAUCCAAGUUCGAAAUCGACGACGAUGUUAUCUCCCUCGACGGAAGAACAGACCCACUCCGGACCGAGUCCGAAACCGACGAGCACGGUCGGAUCGUCCGCGUCCGAAUCCGACGGUCGACACCGCACCAUCACUCCGCCGCAGUGUCAUCACCCUUCUCCAUGGGAAUGAUCACCCCAAGGGCGUCGAACCUCUCCAACGCCGAGGUCUUCUCGGUCAACACUCCACCAGCGCCACUCGUCGUUUCUAAUAACCACCACCAACACAACCCCAGCUACCUCGACGACGUAGUUUUGGGAUACCGCGCAUCGGCCGGAGAGAGUCCCCACGUGUCAGGCUACGCUUCCUCCGACGCCUAUUCUCUCCAGCCAACCCCUCGGGCGUCGAACUUCAACGAACUCGACACAGUCACCACAGCCACCACAACACCCACGUGGGCUCUAUCCCCGGUGGCCGGGAAAGUGUUCCGUCAGUCGCCUCCGGCGUUCUCCGGAGUAAUGAUGACGUGGCAGUCGUCGCCGGGAGCUUAUCAGAGUGGUAAUGGCAAAGACGUAAAUACUGUUCCAGAUAAUCAUAUAAUAGAGAAGGAAAUUAGCUUCAGAGACAACAUUAAAAUACCAAUAAUGGCGGCGGGAGAGGACGAAGAGAAUGGAAAGAGUAACAAUGAUGAAUAUCACCAAGAGAUGCCAAAUGUGAUUGUGAUGCUAAGGCUUAUACUCACUGUCGUUGGAAGAAAGCUCUCACGCAACCCUAAUACCUACUCAAGUGUCAUAGGCCUUCUUUGGUCUCUAAUCUCUUUCAAAUGGAAUGUGGGGAUGCCUAGUGUGGUGAAGUAUUCUAUAAAAAUCAUAUCGGAUGCUGGUCUUGGCAUGGCCAUGUUCAGUUUAGGGCUUUUCAUGGCUCUCCAGAGUAGGAUAAUAGCAUGUGGAACGAAAAGGGCAGCAAUGGGAAUGGUGAUUCGGUUCAUUUGUGGACCAAUUAUUAUGUCUGCAGCAUCUUUCGCUGUUGGACUAAGAGGCCUCAAAUUACGUGCAGCCAUUGUUCAGGCAGCUCUUCCUCAAGGAAUAGUACCUUUUGUCUUCGCAAGAGAGUAUGGAUUACACCCUGAUAUAUUAAGCACAGGGGUUAUCUUUGGCAUGUUAGUCUCUUUACCUGUCACACUCCUCUAUUACAUAUUUCUUGGGCUAUGAAGAAAAUUCACACAUAUAUUGAUUGAUCGAUGAUGCUUGUUUAAUAGAAGUCAAAGCCUUAGAAAGCAUCCAAGGUAAACAAAACCCCUUAUAUAUGUAGCUAGCUAGCUAGGGCAUAGGACCUAAUUAAAUAUCAUAGAAUAAAUAAUGUUCUAUGACCUAAAUCAUAGAAUAAAAGUUCUCAUUAUAUAAUUUUUUUCCAUGCCCGACCAUUCUUGUCUGGCUGGACCCGGAUGUCUAUGAUACAUUUGUAAUAUUACAUAGCUAGUUAUAUAUCAACUGUUUGUACUAGGCUAUAUAUAUAGCUAGAGCUUUUUUUAUUAUAACAAGAAAUUAAAUUUGACUAGCUAUAUAUAUGUUUAUAUUAGUUUUUAGCAUAUGGGAAAAUUAAUGUCACAAUAUUAUAAUUUGUGGGCAAAUUAAGAUUGUGACUUGAUCUUUGUUGUUCUCCUAGUACAUCUAUAUAUAUAUAUUAGUGGUAGCCGAAAGGAAAUAUGAAAAUAA